Molecule: messenger RNA, 3586 nt
Organism: Pectinophora gossypiella (pink bollworm)
Lineage: Eukaryota; Metazoa; Arthropoda; Insecta; Lepidoptera; Gelechiidae
Product: sodium- and chloride-dependent transporter XTRP3
Exons: 14
Coding region: 588-2711 (707 amino acids)
Biological process (GO): sodium ion transmembrane transport
Cellular component (GO): membrane
Source: RefSeq, a predicted model, not a curated record
GAUGUGCGUUUGGCGCGUCAAGUAUUCGAAUUUCGAACAUUUCGAAAUACCUAAAAACUAAAGUUCCAAAUGGCCAGUGUUACUGAAAAUUAAUUUUGAAGUUGAAAGAAGUUAAUUAGUGCAGUGUUUUUUACCUUCAUCGGAGACACCGAAUAUGGGACAAUAAAGUAGUUUACACUCAUCGAACCCUUUUCCUUGGGAAAAUGCCUUUCCACUAGUUGUAAAAAUAACCUAUAAAAUCCAUGCACAGAACAGCCACUAACGUUUUCAGGGAUUCUCUUAAACUGCGACAAAAAUUGCUCCAAAGAGCAACAUCCUACUUCAAAGUAGUGGAAUUCGUUAAAAAGGACGCGAUACGAUUUUUCACUUACGAUUACGAUCUACAGAUAUAGUAUGAACAUAUUUAUAGGUAACAAUUACCACUCGAAAAAUCUCGUAAAGCUAAAAUUGAGGAUUUGAUUUAAUUUUAAACAAAACAAACUGAUAACUGACAAUAAUACUGGUUAGAUAAAGAUUUUAAAUUAAAAAGUAAUUAGUAAAGAGAAUUAAAAUAGCAACACUAAAUUAAAAAGUAAGGGGAAAACAAAAUGGCGGCGAAACCUGAACCGAUUGGUCCGCGGAAUGGGCAUGAGUUGGCGCCAUUGAACACUCGCGCGGAUGGGACAGAGAGGCCUCAUGGAGUUACCAUCGUGCUCCAAGGGUCGAGGACCGGGUCCCUCCAGCGGGAGGUACCAGGAGAGGAUCGCGCAGCCUGGUCCGGGAAGCUUCAGUUCUUCUUAUCAAUCAUCGGCUACUCAGUUGGACUUGGCAACAUCUGGCGAUUUCCGUAUUUGUGCCAGCAGAAUGGAGGAGGAGCAUUCCUCAUCCCGUUCCUGAUCAUGUUGGUCCUUGAAGGUAUCCCACUCUUCCUGAUCGAGAUGGCUAUCGGCCAAAAGAUGCGGCUCGGCUCCUUGGGCGUGUGGAAUACCAUCCACCCCUGGCUGGGCGGCAUUGGGAUUUCCAGUUGCAUCGUCACGAUUUUCGUGGCUCUGUAUUACAACGUCAUCAUCACUUGGGUCUUCUUCUACCUGUUUAACAGCAUUCGGCUAACAGCCGACCAGCUUCCAUGGUCGCAUUGCCCGGCAGACAACAGCACGGCCGAAGAGGAGUGCACUAAGGCAUCAUCAACCGUCUACUUCUGGUACCGAGAAGCUCUAGACGCGUCUCCCAGCAUCGAGGAACCGGGGGCGCCGCGCUGGUGGAUUGUGCUGUAUCUGGUGCUUUCCUGGACCAUCGUGUUCAUCAUCGUCAUGAAGGGAAUCCAGAGCAGUGGCAGGGUGGUUUACUUCACGUCCCUGUUCCCGUAUGCUGUGCUGACCAUCUUCUUUGUGCGCGGGGUGACGCUGCCGGGGUCUUACGAUGGCAUUGUUCACAUGUAUAAACCUAAGCUGGAAAAGCUGUUAGAUCCAACAGUGUGGCUGGAUGCAGCUACGCAAGUGUUCUACUCGUUCGGCUUGGCGUUUGGCUCGCUGAUCGCGUUUGGCUCGUACAACCCACCGAACAACAACUGUGUUCGGGACGUGUUGAUGGUGUCAGUGUGCAACGCCCUUACUGCCAUCUACGCGUCUGUCGUCAUAUUCAGCAUCCUCGGGUUCAAGGCCUAUACUAUGGUACAGAAGUGUGUUACCAAUGAGCUAAAGAUUCUGGCCCUGCACAACAUCGGCAACUACAGUGUGAAAUCGACCCCAGAGUUCUAUCAUGAGCACUUCGCGCAACUCAGCAGCAACAUCACCCAGUCCUACAACCUGACCGGGUGCUCUAUGAGCAAGCAGCUAAACGAGGCGGCGGAAGGCACGGGUCUAGCGUUCAUAGUGUUCACUCAAGCGAUCCUGAAGCUGACUCCAGCGCCGUUCUGGUCCAUCAUCUUCUUCCUCAUGUUGCUCUCUUUGGGGUUGGGCAGUCAGAUCGGAAUCAUGGAGGGCAUGCUAUGCACCAUCUUUGAUAUCGAUUUCUUCAAGCGAAAGAGCAAGCCCAUUGUUACUGGUUCUGUGUGCGUCUUCUGCUGCCUAGUGGGUCUCAUCUUCACGACGGGCGCGGGCGAGUACUGGCUCAAGAUGUUCGACUCGUUUGCCGGCACCAUCGGCUUGGUGGUGGUAGCACUACUGGAGAUGGUUUCCGUUAUCUACGUCUACGGGCAUGCCAAGUUCACAAACGAUAUCUACGAGAUGACAGGCUACCGCCCAGGGCUGUACUGGCAGAUCACGUGGCGCUACGUCGGCCCCUUCAUCGUGUCCUGCAUCCUGCUGUCUUCUGUCAUCUUCAUGUUCAUCAACCCGCCGACUUAUGGCGCUUGGAACGCCGCUGAGGGUCGCGUAGAAAAGAUGCAGUACCCACCCUGGGUCCUCGGCAUAGCAGUGGCUAUGGUCCUGGCAGGGGUGCUCCCGAUACCAGUGGUGCUGCUGCUGAGGCGGUUCCAGUGCCUCGCGUUCGAUGUGGACAUACACCAGGGCUCCAUCAGGAGGAUUGAGACCACUGUGUCUACUAAGGAGAUGAUGAGCGACCAGGAUGUGCUAUCUCCGGACGACGCGGCACCGGCGCCCGCGCAGCUGGUGGCCGAGGCUGCCGGCACCAAGUUUACCAUCGGCGACUUUGACGGAGUGGACAGCAGUGAUGAGAGGCCGAACAAGACCCGCCUGCCGAAGAGCAUCGCGCGCAGCCGACCCAAGAAAUAAAUUUCGAGUCUGAAGGCGAGAUCCGCACGUCCGUCCGCUACGAAGACUCCAGUAGUAGUGACGAGGAGAUUCUAAAUACGAAAUACGCCGGAACCGGACGUCUCGCCAUGAAGUCGAUUGGCCAUAAACCGACCGUUUUCAAGAUGGACUCCAUUGAUUGAUUUUUAUUUAUUUAUUUAAUAAAUGUUUAAGAAUCAAAAGACCAUUUUUCGGUGCGUGGAUUUAGAGUUUAGCCUAGUAAUAAGUAUAAUGUGUUAUGUUAUAAAUCCAUGCUUAAUUUGCUAUUGGUCUAUAAAUAAAUUAAGAAAGUAACAUUUUCGUGCCAUAUAAGUUAACAACGGGACAUAUCGGUAGGAAUCGAUAUAUGUAAAUCAGAAAAUAAUAUAUAUUAUGUAAAUCGGAAUAGGCAGUGAUAUUAAUAGAAAACAAGUAAAAACAUUACCCUCCUCGUUAGGCAGUCGGGUAAAAAUACAUGUAGCCAUGGUGUAACAAAACAGGCGUGCUCAAAAGUGACAGCUAACAUUUUAAGGUUAGCCGCGCUGACGUCAUCCUACCCUCCGUCGCCAUUUUGUAAAAAAAUUAAAUUACCCACGACUAAUGUUUUUAAUUUAUUUUUCAAGGCAAUUUUGAACUUUAAUUAAAAGAUUUAUUUACAGUGUAAAUUAUGUGACAGUAAUAAGUACGUUAGUCAGCAAUUCGCUUAAUUUUCAAUAAUAAAAUUUAUGUCUUUGGAAUGUUGGAGAUACCAAUUUAAUGGUAACACUUAUGUAACACUUACGUCAUCGAACGGCUAGCAAUGGCGGCUUUUCAUAGGAUUGAACAUAGGGGCCGUCCAUUAAUCAAGUGAUGGUUUUUUGGCAUCUUUUAACCCCCCC